AUGUCCACAUACCCUUGGGCCGCCCCACCGUUGAGGGUGGUAAGGACGGAGGAGGCACCAGGCCUGUUUCGGGCAGAAAAAGGCUACAGGGGACUGAGGAAUCAAGGAGCCACAUGUUAUCUGAAUGCAGUGCUGCAAACGCUCUUCAUGACAAAGGAUUUCAGAAAAGUCAUCAUGGACUUAAAUAAAGUAAGAAAGAAGAAAAAGAAAAGUCUUUCUUUUGAACUUCAAAAGUUAUUCGAAGAUUUAGAGUCCAAUACUAAAAGUGCCACUACACAUGGAGUCACAAAUGCUCUAGAAAUUGGAAAUGUUUGUGAGCAGCAGGAUGCAGCAGAAUAUUAUCAGAAGAUUCUGAGUAUGAUUGAACCUAAAGCAGCCAAGAUAUUCCAGGGACAGAAGAAACACUCAACCUCCUGUAAACAUGGGAACCAUGAUCCCAUUGAGGAAUUCAUUUCAUUUUUUUCUUUGGCCAUUGCUAUGGACUCUGAUCAACAUAAAGUUAACGUAGUAAAGAGUUUUGAUGCACAGUUUGAAGUAAUGCUCAUGGAUGGAGAGGAUCAGCUGUUCUGUGAAACCUGCAAAACAAUGAUGGACAUGGAAAUGAGUUGCACCAUUUCUGAACUGCCAGACAUCCUGACUCUACAUUUGCAGAGGUUUUACUUGGAUUACUGCUACAUGACUUACAUGAAGAAUAACUGUCCUGUUGAAAUUCCUCUUCAGUUAAAAGUGCAGUCAAUCACACUGGUUCCCUCAGUGGUGGACACUACUAUGCAGAUAUCAAGUCAUUUGAUGACCAACAGUGGCUACAGGGGACUGAGGAAUCAAGGAGCCACAUGUUAUCUGAAUGCAGUGCUGCAAACGCUCUUCAUGACAAAGGAUUUCAGAAAAGUCAUCAUGGAGUGA
This is a messenger RNA of Sinocyclocheilus grahami, 903 nucleotides long. RefSeq names its product ubiquitin carboxyl-terminal hydrolase 47-like. Gene Ontology annotation, molecular function: cysteine-type deubiquitinase activity. Lineage: Eukaryota; Metazoa; Chordata; Actinopteri; Cypriniformes; Cyprinidae. The coding region runs from base 1 to 903 and encodes 300 amino acids. The record is from RefSeq and is a predicted model, not a curated record. The transcript has 9 exons. Gene Ontology annotation, biological process: protein deubiquitination. Gene Ontology annotation, cellular component: nucleus; cytosol.